GUCUGUUGAGUAAAACAGGAAAUACAAUGAAGUCAAAGUUUGACUCAGUGGCAGCAGGGUGUUCUCUCACCCCUGGCGACAUUCUGCAGGUUGAUGCACCUCCAACUCUGGGCUGCUCCAAGCUCCUCUUCAUUGAGUGUCUGCCUUGGGAUGGUGUCAGAAGGCAGAGUGUGCAGGCUCUUGGUAACGGACUGAAGAGGUGUCUGGACUUCUGUGUGCAGCAGAGCUGGUGUUCAGUGGCCUUCCCAGUUAUUGGACCUGGAACUGUGUUAAAAUACCCACUAAGAGAAGCCAUUCAAGUGCUGACUGACAAGAUUCAUGAGUUUGGACUAUCUGCAUCCUUUGGGUCUCUCUCCAACAUCCAUGUCGUCAUUAAACCUGGCUAUCCUGACUCUGAGGAGUGCUACCAUGAUGUCUACACAAACCUCAGCUUAAAUAUGAACCAGGGAGGCCAAGCAAUCUUCAGGUCCCUCACCAGUGACCUGGAUGACAUCACCAUGACAGUGGGCAGUGGGGCUAAACUACAGCUGGUGUUUGGUGACAUCACCAAUGAGAUUACAGAUGCCAUUGUGAACACGACCAACUUUGCUAAUCUUGACACUGAUGGCGUGUGCAAAGACAUCUUGACCAUAGCUGGACCAGAGGUGGUGACUAAAGUGAAAGCAGCAAAAGUGAAGAAAGGAGAGGUUUUCAAAACCCCACCUGGAUCAUUCCCCUGUAAAGCCAUUUUACAUGUGUGUGGAGAAAAGGAUUCAGUCAUCAUUGAACAACUAGUGUGUCGCAUAAUUCAAGACUGUGAAAAUUUUAAAUACAAGUCUGUGGCCAUUCCUGCCAUCUGUGCUGGAGUUGGUGGGAUGGACCCUGGUGUCGUGGCUCGAGCCAUCCUCCGAGGGGUCAGAACUGCCACAUUGUCCACUCCCCUUCACAGUCUCACUGACAUCCGCCUUGUCCUGAUUAAGAUCAAUGUCUUUUUGGCAUUUAAAGUGGAGGCAAUGCAGGUGUUCUCCACUGCUGUAAUAAAUAGAGUGUCAAUACCUCAUUUGCCUCAAGUUCAACAGCAACAGCCACCACCAUUGGAGAAUACAGACCUAAGCCUCCUCCAUACAAGCUCCACAAAUCAGCAGUCUGUCUUCAGGUUCCUGGGUCUUGGCAGAAAGGAGGUCGAUGAUGCCAUGAAGAAGCUGAAAGAUCUGUAUAACAGUCAGUGCUCCACACAAACCUUCACAAGGGAGCAGCUGGAAGGUCUCACCCAAAACAACAUAGAUGACAUGAAGCAGUUUGUGGAGAGGGAGGGUCUGUUCAUUCAGAGAGACCAGUUUGACCAGGGCAGGUUAAACGUGACUGGGUUAAAAGAUGGAGUCAACAAAGUAAUGCAGAUGAUUAACGCAUCUCUGCAUGGCUCCCUUAGUAGAGAGAAGAGAAUCAGGGGCGAGGAGGAUUUGUACAGCCGUGUAUCGUGGUGCAUCCAGGGACCUAAUGGCAACUGGGAGAGGCUCCCCAAAACAGCCAAUCACAAGCUGGAAAAAGGUGAUAUAGCAGGAGGGAUAGUGAAUGCACAGGGAAUCUCAUGGAGUGUGGAUCUACAUAUGAUGGAGGCCCAAAAACUAGCAACUGGAGACAAGGAGAAGGUGAAACUGAAACGACUGGAGAAUCUCCCAGACUUCACUCUCCCUGUGUACUGGGACAACAUGGCUGCUGAUGAGCCUAUCAAGGUGGUCACUCUGCAGCGUUCCUCGGCAGAGUACAAGAGGGUGAAGGAGGUCUUCAAACGAACUGUCCACAAGACUGUAAUGAAGAUUGAGCGUUUGCAGAAUAUCCACCUGCGUCGUGCCUAUGAGGUGCGGAAGAAGCAUAUUUCUGAUAAGAACACACAACAGGGCGGAGCAAAUGAAAGGCUCCUGUACCAUGGCACGACCCAGGACAACUGUGACUCCAUUAUGAAAACUGGGUUCAACAGGAGCUUUGCUGGUCAAAAUGCAACUGUAUAUGGUCAGGGAACCUACUUUGCUGUAAAUGCCAGCUACUCGGCCAACCCCACCUACUCCAAGCCAGCUGCUGAUGGUUCUCAGUUAAUGUUCGUGGUUCGAGUACUGAUUGGCGUCUUCACUGUGGGCAACAGAAACAUGAAGGUGCCUCCUCCCCUCGAUAACCAGCAGCCCCAUGACCGCUAUGACAGUCUUGUGGACAAAAUGGACAAUCCCAGCAUGUAUGUUGUGUUUCAUGAUAACCAAGCGUACCCAGACUACCUCAUCACUUUCAUGUGACUGUGAGGGAAAGCGAUGUAUUUUCCACUGUGCAAGACCAUAAGUGUGGAAAAAUACAAGAAAGGUUUUAAGAAUAAUAUAAAAUGGUUAUGAUUUCACACAAGAAUACACAGUUAUAUACAGUGGUGUGGAGUAACUAGUUACAUGUAACUAGUUACUGUAAUUAAAUAUCAUUGUAAUCAGUUACUGAGAAAAAUACGUAAUGAAAUUACAGUUACUAAUGAAAAUAUUGAUGAUUACAAAGUGGUUACAUUUGACUAUAUUAUUUUUGGUAAGAUAUGUAUGCGUUUAUAUAUGUGUUUAUAUAUGCAUUUAUAUAUACUGUAACACUGAUUCUGUCACCUUCCUUUGGCAUAUUUCCAGACAAGGCAGGUCAGCAAAGCCGUUGGGACAAAUAACACCAUCAUGGGUAGCAUGGCUCGCAAGGAGCUGUCUUUAUAUCGAGAUAGGCUCCACUCAUUUGACAGUGUGCAUUACAUUUUUAACACUACUUCUGAUUGGUUCUCUUGCUUGACUUUGGACCGCCUCUUGUCUGACAAUCAAAUCAACGCACAUUGCUCUAAGCAACCCGACUACCAUGUCUGGCUGCGACCAACUGACAACGCCAAGGCAGGUGGUUGUGGUCAGACAAGAACGCUUUUCAGUGCUGAAAUUUCAACAGUAUUUUCUUUCUGAAAUCAGAAAAAAAGGUUUUGCCUGGUGCCUGUUCAUGUCUAACCAGUAAAAUAUUAUGUAACUGAAGUUGUAUUGAUGAACAGUACACUAUCACAGGUCCUUCCUGCUGCUGUCAGGCUGUACAGCCAACACUGUUCCCAGCGAGUGCUCAGCAGAUCAUUGUGCAAUAUUAGUUCUACUUUUUAUUAUUACAUUUACAUUGUUUUUAUUAAGAAUACACUGUAUUUCUUUUUAUUCUUAACACUGUUUCUAUUCCUCUGCUGCUGUAGCUUUGUGAAUUACUCUGUUGUGGGACCAGUACUGUUGAGGUUUACACUACCUGGUUUAAAUUUAUGUUAGAAGUUUUAAUUUUUUAGAAAAUUAAUCAUAAAGUAAUUAAAGUGAUACAUAACUUUAACGCAAUUAAAAUAAAUUAAAUGAAAGCUGCUGUGGGUUCCUUCUCUGCCAUAGCUCGCUAGCUUUAACUCUAAAACAGAACAGUAACACAUUUACCUGCAACUGCAACACCUUGUGGGAGACGCUUGGCUCGUGCACUGAGUGCAAGGGCAGAGCGCACACAAGUAGGAGGUUAGGUUGACAGGCAGGUAGUCCAUCCAGUGGUUUUGCUUUGGACAAGUAAAAUUACUGGGCAGGCUUUUUUCAGCCCUGCUGCUGCUACAGAUGAUGGAUUCUUUUCUUUAUGUUGUCAUUGCACUUAAUGUGUUCAUUACCACCGGGAUGAAAACAGAAAUUCAAGAAAUGUAACAAAAAAAUGCUUCAGGAAGGAUUCACCGACCCUACCUUUAACAUGUCCAAGUCACAGCUUGGGUAUUUGCAGGCUAAUUACUCUGCAAAUGAAAAUGG
Molecule: messenger RNA, 3782 nt
Organism: Monopterus albus (swamp eel)
Lineage: Eukaryota; Metazoa; Chordata; Actinopteri; Synbranchiformes; Synbranchidae
Product: poly [ADP-ribose] polymerase 15-like
Exons: 11
Coding region: 27-2264 (745 amino acids)
Biological process (GO): negative regulation of gene expression; protein poly-ADP-ribosylation
Cellular component (GO): nucleus; cytoplasm
Molecular function (GO): NAD+ poly-ADP-ribosyltransferase activity; transcription corepressor activity
Source: RefSeq, a predicted model, not a curated record